Messenger RNA from Pelecanus crispus (Dalmatian pelican), 2280 nucleotides. Lineage: Eukaryota; Metazoa; Chordata; Aves; Pelecaniformes; Pelecanidae. The record is from RefSeq and is a predicted model, not a curated record.
AUGGAUGCUUUGGGCAGUCUCCUUCCUCCCGUGGCUGGAAAUGGUGAUACAGCUAAUUCACAAGAAUUACAAAAACUUCUGAUUGAUGAAAAAAUGCGAUGUGAACACCAUAAAGCAAAUUAUCAAACUAUAAAGGCAGAACAUCUAAGAUUACAGGAGGAAUACACAAAAUCACAAGAUGAACUGAAGCGUUUGUUAGUUGAAAAGCAGACUGUACAUGAAAAAUUUCAGUUUCUUCUUGCUGAAUAUCGAGAGGAGUUGCUGGGUAAAACACAAGAGCUGGAAAAACUGAAGAUGCAGGUGCUGACUCCUCAAAAAUUAGAACUAUUAAAAGCACAAAUACAGCAGUAAUUGGAAUCUCCUAUGACAGAGCGUUAUCGGAAGCUAGAAAAUGAAGUGGAAAAAUACAGAACAGAAUAUAACAAACUUCGUUAUGAACAUACUUUUCUGAAAUCAGAAUUUGAACAUCAAAAGGAAGAACAUGCACGUAUUUUAGAAGAGAAGAAAAUAAAAUAUGAGGCUGAGAUUGCAAGGCUGGAUAAAGAUAAAGAAGAACUCCGUAAUCAUCUGCUUAGUGUUGAUCCCACGAGGGACAGUAAACGCGUGGAGGCACUCUCUCGAGAAAAGGCACAACUGUAUCAGAAAUUAAAAGGCUUAGAAGCAGAAGUAGCAGAACUAAGAGCAGAAAGAGACAAUUGUGGUGUGCAGGCAGAAAAUGUUCAAAGAGUACAAGUGCGACAGUUAGCUGAGAUGCAGGCCACGGCAAGGUCUCUAGAGGCAGAAAAGAAGUCUGCUGAACUACAGAUUGAUCGAAUUGAGAAAGAACUGCGGAUGAGUCAUGAGCAAAACAUUCUCUUAACUAGCAAACUUCACAAAUCUGAACGAGAAGUCAAUUCCUUAGCUGCUAAAGUAGAAGAACUUAAACACUCACAUAAAUUGGAAGUAACAAAUGUCAAACUGGAGGCAGCAAGAACAAAGAGUGAGGCAGAAAGAGAGAGAAACAAGAUUCAGAGUGAAAUGGAUGGAUUGCUGUCAGACAAGGAAAUUCUUAAGGCAGCUGUGGAACGUCAUAAGGUGCUUUUAGUAGAAAAGGAUCGGGAGCUAAUUCGUAAAGUGCAAGCUGCCAAAGAGGAGGUUUUUGAAAAAAUUGCAGCCUUACAGGAUGAAAAGUUAGAACUCGAGAACAGAUUAGCUGAUCUAGAGAAGAUGAAACUGGAACAAGAUACUUGGAGACAAUCUGAAAAGGAUCAGUAUGAAGAGAAACUACGUGUUUUACAGAUGGCAGAAGAAUCUAGCAAAAAGGAACUUCAGCGUUUGCGAUUAAAAAUUCAACAGCAAGCUAUUCAGACAGAGGAGUUGGAAGAAAAGAAAUGUGAAAGUGCUGAUCUGAAACAGCAAAUGCACAACAUGCAACUCCAACUUGCCUCACUUUCUCAGUCAGAAAAUGAUUUACUGGAAUCUAAUCAGAAGCUGAAGGAAAUAAUAGAAAGAUUGAAACAAGAAUGUCAACAUGCAAGGACUCAGGCAGAAAAAGCUCAACUGGAAACAGAGAAGACUUUAGAAUACAAACGUAUAGAAUGGCUGGAGGAGAAGCAUGUGCUUACUCAGCGCAUCACAGAGAAAGAAGAGAAAUACAACCAAGUGAAGAACAAGUUGUGUCGAGCUGCUGUUGCUCAGAAAAAGAGAAAGACUCUCAAUGAUAAUAAACAAAGGAGGAUGCAAGAGAAACUAGAACUUUUGGAAGCCAAGAUAGAAGAGCUAGAAAAAGAAAAUCAGGUGCUAAAUAGACAGAAUGUUUCCCAUGAAGAAUACGCACGCCUCCAGAAGAGACUAAAGGACUUGCAACGUAGGCACAAUGAAUUCCGGAGUUUAAUUCUGAAUCCUAACAUACCAUCACUCAAUCCAGUCAGUGUAAUGUCAUCAUCUGCCUUGCCUCCUGGGCCUGAAGUGUCCUUCCCCCUUCUUCAGGAGGAACAGCAUCAGAGAGAGCUGUCCUUGCUUCGUAAGCGGUUGGAAGAACUGGAAACCACACAGCGAAAACAGCUGCAAGAUCUUGGACCAUCUAGAGAGCGAGUGACGGUGGGUGCAUACGGGGACUUGGCUAGAAACAAGAUGGCUGGAGAAGGCGAUGCACAGACACCCUUGCUGCUGCCGAGGCAAGGGACAGCUCUUCCCCCUCCGGUGGGCCACUGCGCUAUGCCGCUCACCUCCGGCGGCGGGACCCUCCGGAAACGCGUGGAAAUGUAUCUCCGCCUCAUCAACGCCUUACCUCACAUCUAA